This is a messenger RNA of Dermacentor silvarum, 2444 nucleotides long. RefSeq names its product glutathione S-transferase omega-1. Gene Ontology annotation, molecular function: glutathione dehydrogenase (ascorbate) activity; glutathione transferase activity. The record is from RefSeq and is a predicted model, not a curated record. Bases 16 to 1035 code for a protein of 339 amino acids. Gene Ontology annotation, biological process: glutathione metabolic process. The transcript has 5 exons. Lineage: Eukaryota; Metazoa; Arthropoda; Arachnida; Ixodida; Ixodidae. Gene Ontology annotation, cellular component: cytoplasm.
CGCUUCGCGUCCUCGAUGCUGUGUUUUGCGUUGCUUCAGCUGUACCGGCGCAGCCACUUCCCUUUCCAGUCUGGCGGCUCCACCGGCCAGCGCUGUCCCCGUGCCACUGCCUCCUCUCUCGGCAUCCGAGGCCGCAUCCGUUGGCGCUGUUUUCAAGCUGCCUUCCGCCAGCUGCCGACAGCCGCACUAGCCUCGGGGAAGGGCGGGCGUCAGACUGCGGAAUCCUCGCCGUGUCAAGUUGGUGGGCGCUGCUCAUUUUCACAUUUACCGGAUACUGCAGCCGCGGCGGUCGUCGCUCUUCUCGGCAGCAACAUGAACGCGUGGGCACUGGAAACCGGCUCGAAGCUGCCGCCGCUUGUUCCCGGCAAACUGCGGCUGUACAGCAUGAGGUUCUGUCCGUACGCCCAACGGGCACUCCUGAUGCUCAAAGCCAAGGGUCUGGACCACGAAGUGGUCAACGUGAACCUGCUUAAGAGGCCCGAGUGGUACAACGACGUGCUUCCCGCCGGUACUGUACCGGUGCUCUACCAGGACGAAAAGGUCAUCAGCGGCUCCAUGCCCAUCGCCGAGUACCUGGAGGAGGCCUACCCGCAGCCCCGCCUCCUGCCCAGCGAUCCGUACCUCAAGGCACUGGACAGAAGCUUUCUGGACGUGGCAUUACCCUGUACAACUCUGAUUGGCAGCAUCUCGUUGAAGAGGGGAUCGAAGGAAGAGCACUGGGCCAACUUUGUCAAGAAGAUUGCGCUGUUUGAGAAAGAGCUUGGCAAGAGGAAGACGACUUACUUCGGAGGCGACCAGCCGGGUCUGGUGGACUACGUGAUCUGGCCCACAUUUUCAUUUGCUCGCGCCUUCAGCACGCUGUACCCCGAGCUCAAGAUGCCGGCUGCCGAGGAGUUCCCGCUCUUCUCGCGCUGGCUGCAGGCCAUGCGUGAGGACCCGGUGGUCAAGGCCAUCAUAAACGAGGACCACGUGUUGCUCUACGCCAAGAGUAGCAUAGACGGCGAACGAGACUACAACGCUGGACUCCAGAAGUAGGACGUCGCGUCGUGUCGUUGAUGUCCCUGUGCACGUGCAGGUUAUGCAGCUGCCGCCCCACUUAUCUGGAACGCGGCAACGGGGCUUUCCACAGCGUGGUGGCGAGAAUCAAUUGAGCCCACCGGGAGGGAAUUUCCUGGCGGGCUCGAAAUGACGUAACAUUCCGCACAUGAGAGUGAUAGAGGUAGAAUUUAUAUGAAGGAAGCUAUACAGAGGUCUGCAUAAGUGGGCGAGCUCUAGCUUUCUAUGAACAAUGGGGGGGGGGGGGGGGGCAGUGCCCAGUGUUGAUACAUAUGUAUCUAUGUAGGGGUUGUUGAACGGGCCAGAUAAUAAAUGAGUGAAAAUUAUGCUCACAACAUUGCGGCAUUCUUUGCUUUAUUGCCCGGCAAUUUCGGUCGGUGGCCCGACCUUCCUCAGUGGUUACAGGCAAAUCGUCGGACAAUAAUUGUUGGGCAAUAAAGCAGAUUACCACGAAGCUGUAUAUAUCCCAAAGCCUCCACGACAGUCCGCAGAGCACAGCUCUGGCGAUAUACGUAUAGGUGCAGUGAGCGCUUUACACUCUUCAUUUUAAGUACGUAGGCCGUUUAACGCGUUACCGGAGCUCUCUCCUUGCGGUGACCAACCUAUAUGGGUCACGCUUGUUUUCCUGCUCGAUGCUCGUACGCUUACAGCAGGACUGGUUACUUCACGUGCAUACACUCCGUUUCGUACAUCAGGCUCAACGCUGUGGAAGUUACGCAAGAAGUACGGUCACCAAAAUGUAUCACUCCGCGCGUUCUGUCUAUGCUUCGCUGCGCGCCAGCGGCGUUUGCUCGCGCGAGCUUGGACGUGAGGCUGCCGUGACGAGCAGCAAUUAAAAAGCAAUGAAAAGCAAAUUGAUAUAAAACAACGUGUUAGCAGCCGUAUGAGUACAUGGUUUGUUUGCUUCUAAGGGUAAAGUCAUUUUUUUUUUUUGGUUCAAAACUGACCACAUAUAAAGAACAUUUUCGCAAAAAUCGGCCAAUAAACACCCAACUACUUCUAAGUGCGAACGCAGCCACUGCAAAAAGUAUCUGUAGCCUUCACAGCGUUGCAUCUGAUGUAUGAAACGGAGUAUAGGAAAAGUGCAGAAAGCAGCCAGCCCACUGGCAUCACGACGCGUCUCCCGAAUGCCGUGACCGGAUAGACAGUAUGUUUCACGUACACCGGAGAAGCUUUGCGCACGCAAACAUGAGUUCUACGAACAUGAGAGUUCUACAGUUUCUGCGUACGUGAAAUUAACACUGUCUAAUAAGUGGCCGGCGUGCUUUUAGAUAUCGACUCGAUUCAAAGCGAUGUGAUGUUCAGCGACGGUGGUGAGCGAACGCUCACUGCAUAAAUACGUGUUUCUGUUUGUGAACGCACGUGUUACUUAAUCCAUUGCAACAACC